Molecule: messenger RNA, 1089 nt
Organism: Necator americanus (New World hookworm)
Lineage: Eukaryota; Metazoa; Nematoda; Chromadorea; Rhabditida; Ancylostomatidae
Exons: 3
Coding region: 1-1089 (362 amino acids)
Source: RefSeq, a predicted model, not a curated record
AUGCAGAAAAUCAUCUACGACUUCUACUCUGAUCUCUUCGACAGCCAUAUCCACUUGUCUCCUCACCAUCUGAGGGAAGACGGACAUGGCAUUCCAGAGGUUCUCCCGUCCGAAAUACGACAUGCUAUCAUAUCGGUAAGAAAUCGCAAGGCACUCGGUCCCGACAGAAUAAGACCAGAACACCUGAAGAACCUUCCGCCAGUACUUAUCAACACCCUGGCGAGGCUCUUUGCACGUUAUCUGUCGGAGUGCAAGGUUCCAAAACAGAUUAAGAUUGAACAAGAAGCAAGAAGAAAUGAAGCUGCACGACGGGUUAGAAAACCAAUAGAGACAAUCGACGUGAACUACCAGUCAUCAUUAAAACAGGGAGAUUCACAUGAUAUCGGAAACUAUCUCCCACUCUGCUUACUGUCCGUCAUCAACAAACUCAUUACAAGAGUGAUCCUUAAUAGGAUUGAAAAAGUCUUGGAUGAAAGACAGCCAUGCGAGCAAGCAGGGUUUCGAAAAGGAUUCAGCACGAUUGACCACAUUCACACUGUUUCCAAACUCAUCGAGGUAUCACGAGAGUACAAAAUGCCGCUCUGUCUCACCUUCAUCGACUUGAAGAAGGUCUUCGACUCAGUUGAGACGGAAGCGGUCGUGGAAACCUUGGACAACCAAGGCGUCCCUACUCAGUACAUAAAGAGGGGGGUCCGACAGGGUGAUACAAUUUCACCCAAAAUAUUCACAGCCACCCUCGAAAAUGCAAUGAGAAAGUUGGGAUGGGACGACAGGGGGGUGAAGGUUGAUGGUAGGCAGCUACACCAUUUGCGCUUUGCGGAUGACAUCGUACUGAUAACACCUAGCAUCAGCCAAGCGGAAGGAAUGCUGACCGACAUCGACGAAACAUGUGGAUGCAUCGGUCCAGCUGAAUCUGUAAAAGACGAUGUUCAUGCACAACGGAUGUGUCUCGGAUGCUUCAUUCACGCUCAACGGAACGAACAUAUCCGAAUGCACCAGCUACGUUUAUAUGGGUCGGGAAUUGAACAUGAAGAACGACCUGACCCCCGAGCUGGACAGGAGAAGACGAGCGGCUUGGGGAGCAUAUAA